Globicephala melas (long-finned pilot whale) is the source of this 7854-nucleotide messenger RNA. RefSeq names its product LIM and calponin homology domains 1 (gene LIMCH1). Lineage: Eukaryota; Metazoa; Chordata; Mammalia; Artiodactyla; Delphinidae. Gene Ontology annotation, molecular function: actin binding; myosin II head/neck binding. The record is from RefSeq and is a predicted model, not a curated record. Gene Ontology annotation, cellular component: stress fiber. Gene Ontology annotation, biological process: positive regulation of stress fiber assembly; actomyosin structure organization; regulation of focal adhesion assembly.
CGCGCUCCUGCGGCGGCGGCGGCGGCGGCGGCCGUCCUCAUCCCGGCGGCCCAGCGCUUGAGUAGACGCGGGGCUUCGCAAAUGGCUUGUGCCGCUCUCGGUCUGGAAGCUCUUCAGCCCCUGCAGCCUGAGCCGCCCCCCGAGCCCGCGUUCUCCGAGGCGCAGAAGUGGAUCGAGCAAGUAACUGGCAGAAGUUUUGGUGAUAAAGAUUUUCGGACAGGGUUAGAAAAUGGAAUCCUUCUCUGCGAGUUGCUGAAUGCUAUAAAGCCAGGACUUGUUAAAAAGAUCAAUAGAUUGCCUACCCCCAUUGCAGGAUUGGACAAUAUCAUAUUAUUCUUGAGAGGUUGUAAAGAGCUCGGCCUUAAAGAAUCUCAACUUUUUGACCCGAGUGACCUACAGGAUACGUCCAACAGAGUAACAGUCAAGAGCCUUGAUUAUAGCAGGAAGCUGAAAAAUGUACUAGUGACUAUUUACUGGCUGGGCAAAGCAGCGAAUAGCUGUGCAUCUUACAGCGGGACAACGCUAAACCUGAAGGAGUUCGAAGGCUUGCUGGCUCAGAUGAGGAAGGAGACUGAUGACGUUGAGAGCCCUAAACGUAGUAUUCGAGACAGUGGCUACAUCGACUGCUGGGACUCUGAGCGCAGUGACUCCCUCUCUCCCCCUCGACACGGCAGAGAUGAUUCCUUCGAUAGCCUGGAUUCCUUUGGCUCCCGUUCCCGGCAGACACCUUCGCCAGAUGUAGUCCUCAGGGGAAGCAGUGAUGGGAGAGGAAGCGACUCUGAAUCCGACUUGCCCCAUCGGAAGCUGCCGGAUGUGAAGAAGGAUGACAUGUCUGCGAGGCGGACAUCCCACGGUGAGCCAAAAUCAGCAGUGCCUUUUAACCAGUACCUCCCCAACAAAAGCAACCAGACAGCCUACGUCCCCGCACCUCUGAGAAAGAAGAAAGCAGAGCGAGAGGAAUAUCGGAAGAGCUGGAGUACUGCCACCUCCCCCCUGGGUGGGGAGAGGCCCUUCAGCUAUCCUGAAACAAUAGAGGAAGAGGGAAGUGAAGUGGGGUCUCCUUGUGAAGAGGACCCCGUCCGCCGAAUGGACCCUGGUGGGAAGCCUCCUGGUGGUGGGUUAGAAUUACCCACCGGCAGUGGGAAGGCGCAGCCUCCUCCAGAGGGGGCUGCGGUGGCACCAGCUCCCAAGUCUGAAGAGGAAGAUGCUGCUGAAAUCCAAAAGCGCAGAAGGCUAGAGCAAGCUGGAAUCAAGGUCAUGCCAGCAGCACAGCGCUUUGCCAGUCAAAAGCAAUUAAGUGAUGAGAAAGAAGCUGUUCGAGAUAUUAUCCUUCGCAAAGAAAAUCCUUUCCUGAUCCACCAACACAGCAGAGAUUCAGAAUCAGAAGAUGAGGUUGCACGUCGACUGCCUGAUCUUGAGAAAGAUGACUUUGCCGCCAGGAGAGCUAGGAUGAACCAGACCAAGCCAAUGGUGCCACUGAAUCAACUCCUCUAUGGGCCUUACCGAAAAAAAGAGGCAGAGAAAUCAGAUGGCAGCAAGCAACCCUCCAAGGGAAUCUCAGAAAAGAAAAGUCUAGAACAUAAAAGAAACCAAGGCCAAACGGAAGAGGUGAAGUCGAGGGUGACCUGUAUUGUGCGGGCUCAGGAGAGUGAACCUGCGGAAGAGGGGCUCAGGCAGGUGCCGGAUCUUCACAAGGAUGACCUGGCGCAGCGCAGAAUUCAGGGCAGGCUUGGCCCUCACCGCGAGGCUCCGAGCUUUGUCGCGGUCGCCAAUAUAACAGAAGCCGACCGGGAGACGUGGGAGAGGCUGAAAGUGUCAGGAAAGAAGAGGGAUGGAGAUGUGGAGCACACGUGUGCCCCUGAGCCUUCACCAGAAAUUAAAGCAGAAACUGCCCUCCGUGAUGACUUUGCCAGCCGCAAGGCAAGGGCUUAUAAGAAAGCUUCCAGCCCUAGGCAAAAGUUCGUGCACUUCGGACCAGUGACAGAGAUAGAUCAGCAGACAUGGAAGCGGCUCAGCAUUGGCAGGGCUGGGCCGAAGGAGGAUGCAGAGGAAGUCAUCAGUCACAGCCGCAAGAUUCAGACGUACUCUGUGUCCCCUGCCUUGGCGGCCAUGUCCAGUUUACAGGAAGACCACAGGCUUAAUCCACAAAAUGACUGCAGAAUAGUGACGUCUGGUGUAGAUGACCGUUGUAAGAGGGUCUGCCGGCUGGCUGUGGUGCCGGAGUCCCAGGAAGAGCAUAGCUGCAGUUUAGGUGAGUGCCCGAGGAGGACAGAGAAAGUUACCUGCAAACAGCUGCCGCAGGAUGGCAAAGAAGCGACUGAAGGAGUUGUUCAAAGAGGUUCUGAGACGGUGCCAAAGGCUGAAAGAUCCGAGGAGAGCGGCCAGCCACUUUCAUGUCCUCUGACCUCUGAAUGGGAGGCCUCAGAGAGAGAAGAGAAGUCAGAGAAGAUGACAGCUCCUGCCUGGAGUGGCAGUGGACUGAAAGGCCCAAGAAAAUUGUAUGAGUCACAGAAAGAUGAUGCGAUGGCCAGGAGAACUGGGAUAUCUCUUAGACACCUUGGAUCCAAGCUAAACCAGUUCCGUCCAGUUCCAUCUGCAAAGCAACGCAUUGUGGAGGGAUCUGCCAAGGGUCCACCAAUAAAAGAUAAGAGAUACGGACCGAGAACUCCUGUGUCUGAUGACGCAGAGAGCACGAGUAUGUUCGACAUGCGGUGUGAGGAGGAGGCCAAGGUGCAGCCGCACAGCAGGGCCCGCCAGGAGCAGCUGCAGCUGAUAAACAACCAGCUGCGGGAAGAGGAUGACAAAUGGCAAGAUGACCUGGCUCGUUGGAAGAGCCGUAGAAGAAGUGCUUCUCAGGACUUAAUCAAGAAAGAGGAAGAAAGGAAAAAAAUGGAGAAGUUACUGGCUGGAGAGGAUGGGACGAGUGAACGAAGGAAAAGCAUCAAAACCUACAGGGAAAUUGUCCAGGAAAAGGAGCGGAGAGAGAGGGAGUUGCAUGAGGCAUACAAGAAUGCACGGUCCCAGGAGGAGGCGGAAAGGAUCCUCCAACAGUACAUCGAGAGGUUCACCAUCAGCGAAGCUGUCCUUGAACGCUUGGAGAUGCCAAAAAUUCUGGAAAGAAGCCAUUCAACAGAGCCAAACUUAUCCUCCUUCCUGAAUGACCCCAACCCCAUGAAAUACCUGCGGCAACAGUCACUGUCUCCACCCAAAUUCACUGCCACGGUGGAAACCACCAUCGCUCGUACCAGUGUACUGGAUGCCAGCAUGUCAGCAGGCAGUGGGUCUCCAAGCAAAACUGUCACUCCCAAAGCAGUGCCUAUGCUGACACCCAAGCCUUACUCCCAGCCCAAAAACUCUCAAGAGGUCCUGAAGACCUUCAAGGUAGAUGGGAAAGUCACCAUGAAUGGAGAGACGGUUCACAUUGACGAGGAGGAGAAGGAAAGAGAGUGUCCCCCCGUGGCACUUGCUCCCUCGUUGACCAAAUCCCAGAUGUUUGAAGGUGUGGCCAGAGUGCAUGGGUCCCCCAUGGAGCUGAAACAAGACAACAGUAGCAUUGAGAUCAACAUAAAGAAGCCAAGUUCUCUUCCCCAAGAGCUGACAGCAACGACUGAAGAAACUGAAACAAACAGUCAAGAAGAUGAGAAUGAUGGUGAAAAAACAGAAAAAGGGAAUACAGAAGUUGCCUCAUCAGAGCCACAGUGUUUUACAUCAACUGUGACUCGAUCCAGCCCGACCGUGGCCUUUGUGGAGCUUUCCUCCAGCCCCCAGGUGAAGAACGAGGUGCCAGAAGAGAAAGACCAGAAGAAACCGGAAAACGAAAUGAGUGGAAAGGUGGAACUGGUGCUGUCACAAAAGGUGGUAAAGCCAAAAUCUCCAGAACCAGAAGCAACCCUGACGUUUCCAUUUCUGGACAAAAUGCCUGAAAGCAGCCAAUUACCUUUGCCAAAUCUCAGUUCUCAAGUGGAUUCUCCAAGCAGUGAAAAGUCACCUGUAACUACGCCUUUGAAGUUGUGGGCUUGGGACCCGGAAGAGGAACGCAGGCGACAGGAAAAAUGGCAACAGGAGCAGGAACGUUUGCUCCAGGAGAGAUACCGGAAGGAACAGGACAAGCUGAAGGAAGAGUGGGAAAAGGCCCAAAAGGAGGUGGAAGAGGAAGAGCGCAGAUACUAUGAGGAGGAGCGCAAAAUAAUUGAGGACACUGUAGUUCCAUUUACUAUUUCUUCAAGUUCUGCAGACCAGCUGUCUACAUCCUCCUCUGUGACUGAAGGCAGUGGGACAAUGAAUAAGAUGGACUUGGAAAACUGUCGAGAGGAGGAACAAAAGACAAGACAGAAGAAACCAUUCCAGGGGGAUAACAGUGGCUCAUUGCUUAAGACUAAGGAAGGUGAUCCACUGGAGGAAAAGGGCAGCCUAACUCAAGGAGUCUUGACUCAUUCUGAGAACCCUGCAUUGAAAGGAAUAUAUCAGGACCUCCAGCUGGAUACAGAAGCUGGGGCCUCACCCUGUGGGAUGAACCCACAGCUAGCUCAGGAUCCAUCCCGGAAUCAGCAGGUAUCAAACCCACCAAUGCACAUUUUAGAAGAUGUGAAGCCAAAAACCCUCCCAUUGGACAAAAGCAUUAAUCAUCAGAUUGAGUCUCCGAGUGAAAGGCGGAAGAAAAGCCCUCGCGAGAACUUCCAGGCUGGGCACUUGUCCCCCUGCUCCUCCACCCCUCCUGGCCAGUCACCAAACAGGUCUAUAAGUGGGAAGAAGCUGUGCUCUUCGUGUGGGCUUCCAUUGGGUAAAGGAGCUGCAAUGAUCAUCGAGACCCUCAAUCUCUAUUUUCACAUCCAGUGCUUUAGGUGUGGAAUUUGUAAAGGACAGCUUGGAGACGCAGUGAGUGGGACGGAUGUUAGGAUUCGAAAUGGUCUUCUAAACUGUAAUGACUGCUACAUGCGAUCCAGAAGUGCUGGCCAACCCACAACAUUGUGACGUGGUUUUCGAGCUUCCGGAUCACUCACCAUUUCCUUACUGAGGGUGUCCCCUGGCAAUCGUUUAACAAAACCCUAAGUGCAGGGGCUCUUCAGCAUUCAUCUAAUUUCUGAAAGGCUAUUCUAAAAGAUGGUAUCUGUUCUUUUGUAGCACAGUGUUUGUGUUUUUCCUGCUUUCCUUUUUUUUUUUUUUUUUUGGCAUUUGCACAGUAUAUACAAAAGAAUAUUGAAUUGUAACGAUAUUGAAUAGUUCCAAAAAAAGGUCUUAGCAUGGUCAAACAGGCUUACAGUUUAAAAUGUGUUAUUCUCUUCUUUGGGAGUUAAUGAGAUAAAUGAUGCAAUAAACCUGGGGUUUUUUUAGCAUUUCUAGGAAUUAAAAACUUUGUGUUUACAGAAUUGAGCUGCAGAAAAUGCAGGACAUGCCAAUUUGAGACAUGUGGUCUUCUGAGACAGGAGCAUACAGUUAAUGCAUUUCAGAAACUAAAAAUCAGACCAUCUAGCUCUGAGCUAUAACUUGUUUUUAAUGCAAAGAUGCUAGUCUGAUAAUAUAUACUGUAAUCCUGAAACAUUUGUGUUACUUACUUUUUGAGGUGGAAGUCAUACCAAUAAAUUAUUGCACCGUUAGUGUUAGAUUCUGUGUCCUUUGGAAGUUAUGCCAUUGCUGUAGGCUGACCCAUCACAUAGAGAGAACCCUUGCUAUACGGGCUAGGCUUACACUCUGGGACAUUGCCCAAGGGUAGGAAGAAACCAGAGGGACAUAAUUCAGUCAUCAUUUCCAAAGUUAUUACCAAAAUCUGUGAGGAAGUUUAAUCUUCCAAAGAGUGGUGGGUCAAUGAUAGCCAGGAGGGCUUUGUUGCUUGCUUCUCUUCAGGCUCUAGAUUCAAUAAGAGGCUCAGUGUGGGACAUAUGGAAGCUCUCAUUGAGAUCAGCCCAUCAUUAGGUGUGACCACCGCUCACCCUUGCCUGCAAGUUCUCCUUGGGGGUCUGAAGCCCAGGUGGCUAAAGUAAAGCAUUAAGUCCAUCUUAAUAGAAUCUGAAUGACAUAUGAUGUGAGAAGCCACUAGCACGUGAUCGACAAGAACCUACUGUUCACAUCGUGCCCUGUCCACCCUCCUGGAUACCUACCUGCUCUCCUCACGCCCUACAUCACCAACUCUCUUUACUACCAAGAAUACUGGACCUUGCUCAUGGAGAAGUUUAGCGAGAAACUCUUGCGGAGAGCUGGUUUAUUUUUUGCCCUGUGUGAUGAAUUUCAUCUGGCCAAGAAAGGAAUCAAGUUACUAAAAAGCAUCACAUUUUAGAUCUCCAGGCUGUUUUCUUUAAGACUGGGGAAAGGGGGACUAUUUAUUCUGCCUUAAAAUGAUGGCAAAUAAGUGAUGAUGACAGAUGACAUUUUGUGAAUGUAGACUCCAGAUAUACUCCUAAUAGGUUAAUGUAGUCAUAAAAAGAAAUCAAGUAGAUGUUUUUCUGUUAUGUAAGCAAUAAUUUUUUUUCUGUGUCUUAUUGAAUAUGACUAGCAAUUAUUUAUUUACAUGCUAGACGGUUCUCUGCAUGCGGGUUCCAUGUAAGUACAGAAAUUUCCUCAGCCACUGGAGGUAUCUUGACCAUUUUGUCAUUUGGAUGAGCUGUUGUUAGAUUGAAAUUUACACAUCAUCUCAUUUAAAAUUGUGCCUUAGAAAAUGCAAAGCUGUUACACAUAGUCAGUGAUGAAUUAAGGAUGCAGUACAUUGAAGAGAGAUGAAGUCCCCUCCAAGUUCUCAAGACUUCUCGUGGAGGUGUUCGCUGUUUUACGGGAGGAAAAAAAUUUAAAAAAAGAAAAAGAAAAAUAGAAAAACUAAAAAAAAGUACGUUUUGAACAUGUACAGAUUAAGUCCAAUAUUUUGAUUAACCACCUGCAUGUUUUAUUAAAUAUUUUGAUAAUGUGGAUGUUUACACUUUGCAUGAUCCUAGCAGAGUACUUUACCACCAGUAAUGCACAAACAUGUACAAUAUGAUUCUUCAUAACCGAUUUUUCUAGAAUACUUUUUACAUGUGGAACUCCAUCUGUUCUGUAAGGAUUCUAUGAAUAUUGCACAUUCUCUGCUGGUUUCACAAACUCAUUUAUACAUAUUUCUUAGUGAGACUCAUUGUACAUUGUAUUGAAGCUAGAAUCAAGAAAACUAAAGCCCCAUCUCCAACUGCGAAAUGUGCUUUUCCAUAAUGAACAAUAGUCACCAGCACAGAAUAAUCUCCAACAUUUUCUAAAUUCUAAUUGCCAACUGUUUCUAUUUAUAUUUGAUUUAUAUUUCAUUUGGAGUCUGUUACAUGGCAGCUCGGGCAGACUAGAUCUUGUUUUUUCCAAUGCAGCAUAAUGAGUAUGACCUAUUUCUUUUCAAAUAAUCUUUGAGAUCCCAGGAAAAAAAAAAAAGUGCUCUGCUCUGUUGAGCUACAAUGUAAAUGUGUUUGUUUAAAAAACAGAUGAGGCAAGUGAGUGAUUUAUUGUUCCUGAGGAAGUAUAUCUUUUUUUUUUUUCUUAUACUUCAAAAGCUUGUCCCUUCUCUUUCUUAAGGAAAAAAAUGGGUAACUCUUUGUUUUUCACUUGCAAACUUUCAUGACAUGUGUUCAUUCUUUCCGUGUAGUGUUACUAAUGCAAUACAUAUUAUAGUUAUCUAUACACAGUGUAAGACUUAACAGGCUGAAAUGAUCCACCUCAUAUGUGAGUCCGUCCAAAAGAUGUUACUGUUCUGGGUGGGCCAAUGUUCUAUAUCAGUUACACUAACCUUCAUUUAAAAUAUUUAUUCUAAAAUGCCUCUGAGAAAUAGUAAAAAAUAAACAUAAAAAAGUUGUCUAAAAUGCAACAGCUUUUAUAGUAAAUGUACAUUUAUAAAUAAAAUACUCAAAUCAA